AUGGGAGAAGAAAUACUACUUAUUGCCGAACCAAGAGAUUCACUACGUGGAGCUUUUUUUGAAGCCAAACCCGAAGAAAUCGACAUCUAUUUGGGUGAAUUUGCCUCAAAAGCCUUGCAGGGUUUGGACGAGUUGCUUGCUAAAAAGGAAAUCCGGCUUCUGGAAGCUUUAGAUUUGAAAAGAAAAUGUCAACAUCUUGUGAAUCUCACUAAAAAAACACAGAAAAACGCCCUUCAAUUGGAAGACAUGUUUGUAAGACUGACAGAAGCAGGAAAGCGUAUUUCUAGUGCAUUGCGCCGACGCAACGAAUUUCCAGACGGUUUCGAGUCGGAGGCGGAUAACUUGCGCAAGCAAAUUCUUCGAGCCUACAACGAUGUCAUGGCGGCGGAUCACAAUGUUGAAUCGCUGACCUACCAAAUUGCUGCACUGGAGGAGGAGAUGAAACCGCUGGCUAAAGAGGCGGCCAAAUUUCCAACCGCAGAGACCCUAAAAUCCCGUCGCAAAGAGAUGGAACACGCAGUAGACACAGAAAUGAUAGAACGCAAAAAGUACUCUCUUGAAUCGCGUCGUCUGCAUCGUCAACUCAACGAUGUCUCCGAGUGCAGAGAUCAGCUGGCCAAUCGGUUGGCUGAGUGCCAAAAAUCUGUCGACUCUCUAACUAUCGAGUUCAACUCCGUUCAAUCGAGGCCUCAAGAAGUUAUGCAAGAAAUCAUUCGAUUGGAAGGAGACUUGUCAGCCCUGAAGGAUGUUCUCUUCAAAUCGGAAGACGAGAUUAAAGAGCUAACAGAAAUGCAAUCAAGACUGGAACAAUCUAAAGCAGAUGUCGAGGCCGAAUCAAUAGGUCUAACUACCCUCAGUGAAAAGCUAUCCACCGCGAAACAUCAAUGUCAGGAGCUCAAAGAUGAAGAGAUUCAGCUUAAUGGAGCAAUCACCAAGAUGAAGGCGGAUCUAAAUCACAUGGCAGAAGAGAAGAGGCGAUACCUUGAGUCAACCAAUCGGGUGAUAAAAAGCGGUGCUGUCACACGGAAACUCAUAAGACGGGGAGAGAAGAAAAUGCGACACCUCGAGGAGACAAUAAAGUACCUUGAAGAGAUGAAGAAGGUACAAGCAGCAGACUUGGAGUUAAUGAAAAAGGCGGCUUCAAAGAGGGAUAUGAAAGAACGCAAAAAAUUGAGGACACAAAUCUCCCAGAUGACGGGAGCUCUUCUUGCACAGAACGACUAUGCAGAGCACGAAAAAGAGGAAAUUCGAGUCCUUAUGAAAGAGGCAACUAAACUUCUGGCUGAGAUAGAUGCACAGAAGCGAGGUGUGACAAACCUCCACCGCCUAGUUGAGGCAAAGUCUUGUGAGACAUCCCAGAAGAAGCGUUACCUUCGAAAGACUCAACUACACUACGUACAAGUGAAGAGGGACCUCAAACUUCAACAAUUUCAUCUCAAUGAUUAUCGGAAGACUCUACUCUCCCUUCAGCGACAGCUCCAAAACUUGGGAAACCUCUACAAAGCCAUAAGUGUGGAAAGGAAUGAAUGUCUCACCAUGAUUAACCUGGCCCAACAAAAGAAGCUGACGAUUGAGGAGAAGUGCUACCUCUAUAGCAACGAAGUGGCCAUUCUUCAAUCAAGCCUGUCAAAUAAGCGAGAUCAAAUGGAUGACGUCAGGAGACGCAUGGAAGGGUUGAGGAAAGAGAGCAUUGUGAUCCGGAGUGACCUCUCAAAACAGACUCAAGUGAAUCGAGAACUCGAAUCUCACAAUAAGUGGUUCAGUACAAACCUCCAGAGGUUGAAUCGAGACCUAGAUGAAGAGAAAACGCGGAUCAGUCGGCUUCAAGAUGAAUGCAAAGCGGCCAUCCAAAGGCGUGACUGUACCAAACAGCAGUUAGAGAAUGUCCAAAUGAAAGUGAAGCGAACUAAGGAAAGCCUCGAGGAUUUGGAAAAGAGUGGUAAAAAAUCACGAGAUGCCUUAUCAGCAAAGAAUCGUGAACUUGCUUUACUUCUCCACGAAAAUCUGACGGAAGCACGGACAGUGGAGAUUGUUCGAUCGAAGGUGGCGGAGAAGGGGGCGGUGAAGGAGGAGCUAAUCCACAUUAACGACCAGGUGUCGAAUCAGUUGGAGGUUACCGCCAUGUCUUUCGUUUACCAGACUUCAGCGGCUCGAGACAGAUUGUUCCAUCUGGAAGACCUGGCUGACAACCCACCAGAUGACAAUUCGAUCAAUCGUCUGCGCUUCCUCCAAGGCACCGAUCCGAGUCUGGAAGAACUCUCGAGGGGAGAAAAACACCUCCUCUCGGCCGUCGCCAAAAAGGAGACGAAACUUCGUGAAAAUCACGCGAUUUUUACCAUCGUGGAUAAUCUUGUCGCUCAAUUAGCCUCCAAGACGAACGAAGAGAGUGAAAGAAGUCUUGAGCUGGCAAAAAAAGCCAAUUUCAGCUACCGAAUCAAUUACUUGAAAGAAACUGAAAUGAAGGCCACUUGCGCCGAACUCAGAAUGAAAAUUCUCCAUUCCGCUGUGCUGAAACGUAGCCUAGAGGAGCUGAAGGCGAAGAAGCCUGAAGAUCGCCAACUACUACAACGAAGAAGCAGAAGGGAUCCGCUUCUUCUGCUUCAAAAUGAGACUGAUUUAAAUUUCUACACCACCGAAGUUAUAUCCCAGCUAUCCAUUAACAGCAUCAAGAAGUUCUUCGUCUGA
Messenger RNA from Echinococcus granulosus, 2685 nucleotides. Its product is annotated as Coiled-coil domain-containing protein. The transcript has 14 exons. Gene Ontology annotation, cellular component: cytoskeleton. Bases 1 to 2685 code for a protein of 894 amino acids. NCBI's taxonomy places the organism in Eukaryota, Metazoa, Platyhelminthes, Cestoda, Cyclophyllidea, Taeniidae. The record is from RefSeq and is a predicted model, not a curated record.